Coccomyxa subellipsoidea C-169 is the source of this 696-nucleotide messenger RNA. Its product is annotated as ribosomal protein L6 component of cytosolic 80S ribosome and 60S large subunit. Gene Ontology annotation, cellular component: cytosolic large ribosomal subunit; ribosome. The coding region runs from base 1 to 696 and encodes 231 amino acids. NCBI's taxonomy places the organism in Eukaryota, Viridiplantae, Chlorophyta, Trebouxiophyceae, Coccomyxaceae. Gene Ontology annotation, molecular function: structural constituent of ribosome; RNA binding. The transcript is spliced from 4 exons. Gene Ontology annotation, biological process: cytoplasmic translation; ribosomal large subunit assembly. The record is from RefSeq and is a predicted model, not a curated record.
AUGGCUCCUGCCAAGAAGAAGGAGCCGCGUGCUCCCGCCAAGGAGCUGGGACCCGGCAUCUCAGCCCAGGGCAGGAGCAAGACAUACAAGAGGCGAGGACUGUGGGCCAUUAAGAAGAAGAACGGUGGCAAAUUCCCUGUGCACGAGAAGCAGGCGAAGGCUGCAGAGCCAGAGGGCAAGGCACCCCGAUUCUACCCCGCAGACGAUGUGAAGAAGCCUCUCAAGAGAAGGCAUGUGCAGAAGCCCACAAAGCUCCGCAGCAGCAUCACCCCUGGCACUGUGCUCAUCCUGCUGGCUGGUCGCUUCAAGGGUAAGCGUGUGGUGUUCCUGGGACAGCUGCCCUCCGGCCUCUUGCUGGUCACCGGACCCUUCAAGGUCAACGGGGUGCCUCUGAAGAGGGUGAACCAGGCCUAUGUGAUUGCCACCUCGACCAAGGUGGACUCCAAGGCUGUGGACAUCAGCAAGAUUGACGACGCCUACUUCAAGGCGACCGAGGAGCCCAAGAAGAAGAAGGGCGAGGAUGAGUUCUUCAAGGCCGACGCCGAGGAGGAGAAGAAGCUGAGCAAGGAGUACAUCGCCAGGCAAAAGGAGGUGGACACAGUGCUGCUGAAGGCGUUGACACCAGAGCUCAAGGGCUACCUCGGCUCUAGGUUCACACUCAAGGCUCACGACAGGCCGCACCUCCUCAAGUUCUGA